AUGGAUAAUCCUGAACCAUCAGGAAUAAAAACAAAAUGUGCUGUGGUCUGCGUCAUUUUUGGACAAACAUCAAAUUGUCCUGACAAUGUGACGCAAAGACAAAACUUUAGCUCAAGUAAGAAAAAGUGCAAAGGUUUACAGUCAAACGAUCAUGGAAGAACACAUAAAACUUGUGCAGGAGCCAGGAUGCAAAUAUUUAAGACAUGUUCUCCGCUGUCCGGUACAUCCGAAAAUAUCAUAUCUUUCAUUAUUCAAUCUCUAAUAGAGAAUUUAAUCGCAUUACAAGAAAUUAAAGCUAUUGGAUGUGACGAAACAGUUGUAAAUACUGGGGUUAAGGGUGGUAUAAUACGACUGUUAGAAGAACAUUGCAGUCGAACAGUCAAUCCAAUUAAAGCACUCUCAGUUAAUGCAGAAUAUGCAUUGGAGAAAAGAAGUGCCCAUUACAGACAUAUAAGAGAUAUAAGUACUGCAAACCUAAAUCGAUUUCUUGAAAAUUCCCGCUCAGAUAUAAUAGAAAAUUGCAGACGAAAUGGAAUGACAGCACAAACCCAAAGUAAGCUUGAGAAAGCAUUUGAUGACGUCGAAGUAUGUGCAGGUAAUAAUCGUAUAUAUUCCGUACCAGAAGCUGAAUUUACAAAAAACAUUAAUGACUGUAGCAAAGAAGUGGUUCGCCUUAGUAAAGCCUGCUUAAAGGAGAGUCAAAGCUAUUAUCCAGAAUUACUUAUUUCAAUGAGAAAUUCAGUAACAUCCUUCCUCUAUGCUAACAAAGAUGUUAUAACAUCUAAUGAGGUAAGAGACUGUUACAAAAAAGUGGAGAGAAGUAGAGUAGGAAAUACAUAUAUUCAAUGUAUUGAACAAGCUGCGGAAGGAGUAGAUAAAGUCGAGAUUCCUCAUAGUAAAGCUGUAGCAUGUCGGGUUAUCACUAGCAUUGGUAAAUGUUUUCCAAAAAUGAUUUCUGAACAAUGUGAGAUGUCUGACAAUUUAAGCAAAUUCCUGAAAAUUUACGACGAGUUUAUAACUGGUCCAUGCGCAGCUUAAAAAUAAAUUUUUUUAUUAUACUUACUAAAUAAAGAAAUUACUGAGUAUCUAUAUUUGUGUUUUAAACUACCUGUUAUUAUAAUUUUAAAUGAUA
Messenger RNA from Diabrotica balteata, 1132 nucleotides. NCBI's taxonomy places the organism in Eukaryota, Metazoa, Arthropoda, Insecta, Coleoptera, Chrysomelidae. The record is from the annotation of a GenBank genome assembly.